This is a messenger RNA of Magnolia sinica, 1549 nucleotides long. RefSeq names its product protein OVEREXPRESSOR OF CATIONIC PEROXIDASE 3. The record is from RefSeq and is a predicted model, not a curated record. Gene Ontology annotation, molecular function: DNA binding; DNA-binding transcription factor activity, RNA polymerase II-specific. NCBI's taxonomy places the organism in Eukaryota, Viridiplantae, Streptophyta, Magnoliopsida, Magnoliales, Magnoliaceae. Bases 78 to 1094 code for a protein of 338 amino acids. The transcript has 5 exons. Gene Ontology annotation, biological process: regulation of transcription by RNA polymerase II. Gene Ontology annotation, cellular component: nucleus.
CAGGUGGCCUUCUCUGCGGAGUAUCAAAUAACUCCCCAGCUCAAGCCAGAACGAAAGAGAGAAAAUCUUCUGUAGCCAUGGCUUCUUCUUCUGCUCCAUCUCAGCUUCUUCUCAAGAUUAUAUCAGCAGCAACAGCUCCUCACCAGUCUCAUCGGCUCUUCGUGGGCCCCACCAGACCAACCUCGCUUCUCCUGCCAAGUGUCACGCAGCCUCGCCCUUUACUCGCUUUCUCUCGCCGCAGAAACAGCAGUUCCUCUGCUACAACACCAUCUUCAAAGGAAAAGAAAAAAUUACGGCAAAAUGAUGAUGAGGUAGAAGGUGAUUUAGAUGAAGAUGCGAUUGAGGCACUCUUUAGUCAGCUGGAAGAAGAUCUAAAAAACAAUGAGAUGUCUGCAUUUGAUGGUGAUGAUGAGAUAAGUGAGGAAGACCUAGCUAGGCUAGAACAAGAGCUGGAGGAUUCAUUUGGUGAUGGGUUUGAUGAUGAACCAUCCGGUGCAUCAGACUCAAACACAGAUGUUGUCGGAAGCGAAGAUGAUGAUGAUGAAGAAGAACCGCCUUUGAAGCUUAAAAAUUGGCAACUUCGAAGAUUGGCAUCUGCUUUAAAGAUCGGUCGCCGCAAAACUAGCAUCAAAAGUCUUGCAGCAGAGCUUGGACUCGAUAGGGCUGUGGUCCUUGAAUUGCUUCGUGAACUCCCUCCAAACCUUCUACUGAUGUGCGCUUCUCUACCCGAUAAAGUCAUCUCAGCACCUGAAGAGCCUCCAUCUCCACAGCCUGAAAGCGAACCGGUCGAAUCUUCUCCUUUGUUGGUGGAUGUCAAAGAGUGUGAGCCUGUGGUAAAAGCACCGGUCCAUGUUAUGCGAAGCAGGUGGUCUUCCCAAAAACGGCUGAAGAAAGUACAACUUGAAACUCUUGAAAGAGUCUACUGUCGCACGAAACGUCCCACUAAUACGAUGAUCAGCAGCAUAGUGCAUGUGACAAACCUUCCAUGGAAAACAGUGGUGAAAUGGUUUGAAGACAAGCGUCUCAAAGACGGAGUUCCUGAUCAACGCCAACCCUUCAGGCGGUCCACACCUGAGACCGUUUCCACCAACUAAUCGAUCAAAAUGGCUUAAAGACAGACCUGAUGGACCGUUGGAUCUGAUGAACAUUCUCCCCGACAUGGUGCUGGGUUGGUUGUAGGCACGCCCUCGAUCUUACCACGCGUGACGAGGAUACUGUCCCUUUUGUAUCACCUCUCAAGCAAUUUAGGUCCACGAGUGACGUUUUGGAAGCUUUUAAGUCUACUUGGAUUGCAAUAAAUGCGUUUUGAAGGCAUUGAGAAUGACCGCGAAAACAACGGUCUGCAAUGGUUGGUUAGUGGACUGUGUGCCUAUCAUUUCUGUGGUGGAAAUGGAUCCCGAAGGUAUUCUCUUUUAUGUGUUUGUAAUUCCAUAUUGACUAUUAAAAAUAAUUUCUCAGGAGAUAUUUGUGAACGCUUCUGGUACGUAAGCAACAGACGUCUUUACUUCUACUUAUGAAUCAUGCAUAUGGGGUGUGGAGUUGACUCAAA